AAUUUGUAAAAAAAAAUUACAUUUUUUAAUUGAUAUACAUAUAUUAUAUUAUCAUGUAUAAUAUGUUAUAUGUAUAUUAUUUAAUAAAUAUUAGUUUUAGUGUGUAGGUCUUAAGCAAUUGUAAUUUGUAAAUUGUAAUUAUAUUUUGUAUUAUUAUUCGAAAACGGCUUUGACGUUUUCUUAAUUCGACACCGUUCUAUCGUCGCCCGACACAGUCCAUUCUGUGGCCGUUACGGCCAUAAUCACUCCAUUAUUCUUCCUCAUCUCUAUAAAGACUGAAAAUUGUUGUUGAAAAAAUAUGAAUCAAUCAUGUUGUCCAGUUUGCACAUUGUACUUACGCCCAGGAAUAUCUCUAACUGUCCAUUUACAUACGCAUCCCAAAAAACAAGUCAUAAAAGCUUUGUUAAACCUAACCAAUCAAGCAUCCCCUUCCAAAUCAGACCAAGAAAACCUUUCAGAUGACAGUAGCUCGUCUUCAGAUUCAUCCAGCCCAGCUGCAUACUCUUUUAUUAUCCCAGAUAGAGUUAAUAAUGCAAAAAAAAAUACCUUAAAAAUAUCAGAGCCGGUUAAUGAAGCCAGAAAUAACUUCAAUGCUAUUAAUACUGGGCUUUACCAGGGGUUUUAUAAUUAUAAUGAGGACAGAAAUAGCGCUAAUAACUGUCCAUCACCUAAAAGCCAAAACAGUCAAGCACUUUCUGAACUACGAGAUGCUCUUGAGGAUAAUCCCGAGGAUGACGUUGAUAUUGAAGAUAAUAAUGUUACUUUUGAGGAUGACUAUCCACCAGAAUUUGAAGAAGACCAACAAGAUGGCAGUAUUGGUUUUCAAGGAGAAUCAAAUGAAUCAACUCAACAUCAUGAAGUGUCGGAAGAAACAGGCUCGUCUGUGGCAGGUCACUUUAAUGAUCCGUUUCAAUCAAAUGGUAAUCUACUUGAAAAUGAAGAAUAUAUGUCACACUAUUUUUACUCAAGUGAAAAUGCUCGCAUAUCACAUACUGAUCCAGAUCCUCAACUUAACCCUCCUCAGUAUAGUACUCUUACUACAAUGGAACUACACCCAGAAUAUUUAUCCUCAAACCAUCAAGAACGUCAUUUAACUCUAGAUAUUCAAACAGAUGAACUUAUGCCAGCUCAUGGAGAAUUAUCUGGCCAAGAAAGUUUAGAACCCCCUGAACCAAUACUUGCAUCCAUAUGGACAAUGAAAAGUAGUGAUGAUAUUCUGCCUCAUACUAGUACUGCAUGGGAUGAUACUGUACACGAAGUGAGUACUGCUGCUAGAAAUUUAAUGUGUUUAAAAAACAGAGAAGAAAUCCCUAAAGAAGAUACUAAAGAAAUAAUAGAAAAAAAAGAAGUAAAACCACUUGUAGGAAAAUUAAUUUGUCCAUAUUGCAAAUUAAAGUUCAGCGAUGUUAAAUCACGUAAAGUACAUAUCAAUGAAGAACAUAGAAAUGAAGAAGGCGUAAAGAAAGGUUUGAUGUACAUAAAACCAUUUUCAACCAAAAUAGAGACUGAUUUGGAAGAAUCAGUUCAACCAACUACUUUGAAAGUGGAAUGUGGCAUUUGUGAUCAACCUUUCGAAAAUUAUACACAAAUGACAUUGCAUUUUAUUGAUACUCAUAAAGAUAAGAAUAAUUUAUGUCCAACAUGUAACAUAGUGUUUCCUUUGAUAACAGAAUUUCGAGAACAUAUACAAAAUAUUCAUCCAUUGCCAUGUAGUUUCUGUCCAAGGAAAUUCCAUUCCCAAUUUAAUUUAACCACUCAUUUGAAACGUCACCUUCAAAUUAAGCCAUUCGUUUGUGAACAAUGUAAUAAAUCUUUUGCCAGUCGUGUUAAACUUCAAGAUCACAUGAAUGGUCAUCUCAAUAUAAAACCAUACACUUGUUCUAUGUGUGAUCAAGCUUUUAGUUGCAAAUCAAAUUUAAAUAGUCAUAUUCGUAAACAACAUCAGAGUAAUGGAACUCCAAAAGAUUUUUAUUGCCAUUGUGGAGAGGUAUUUCACUCAUUAAAAAAGCUUGCAUGGCACAAGGAAACUCAUGAAGAUAAACCAAAACAAUGCCCAUGGUGUUCAGAACGUUUUGUUCACUCAACAUCUUUGACUAGGCAUAUACGACGUUCACAUGAUUCCUCUUAUUUACCUACAAAAGAUCGUGAUAUUGAAAACAUGAGCUGUCAUUUAUGUAAUAAUACAUUUUUGCGUAAAUCUUUUGCUACCCAUAUGCUUAUUCACAAAGAUUUAAGACCUUAUUCUUGUAAUAUAUGCAACCGAUCAUUUCGAACUAAAUGGAAUUUAAGAAUGCAUCAGUGGACUCAUAUGUCACGCACGCACAAACCUUUUAAAUGUACCCAGUGCAAAAGUGCAUUUUAUCUCAAACAUGAAUGGGAAGCUCAUGUACGUGCACACAAUGGUGUUCGUCCAUUUACAUGCAAUGAAUGUGGAAAACAAUUCAUCAGGAAAAAACAUUGUAUGAGACAUAUGGCAGAACACGAGGAAGGUAAUCGUUCAUAUGAAUGCAAGGAAUGUGGCAAAAAGUUCCACCGUAGUUAUUAUCUGACAGAUCACUUAAAGACACACACUGGACAAAAGCCUCAUACAUGUCAUAUAUGCGGCAAAACAACAAGUUCUAAGUCGAAUCACAACAAACAUGUCCGUACACACCAUGCGAGAGAAUCAAUAAACACUGAAGGUUGAUAUCUAGCAGGUUUAAGCUUCAUUAAUAAUUUACAAGCAAAUGGUUUUAAUAUUUAGACUUAAGGAAUAAUUUUUAUAAACUAAAUUUGUAUUUAUAGAUUCUUAAUUUUUAUUAAAUUGGCUGGUCCAAUAAAAUAGUGAUUUCAAAAUAUUUUAAUAAUAUAUCAGAAUUUUUGUAUUUUUAUUUAUUUGUUUAUAACCUAUACUGUAGAUAUGAUAUUAUAUAUUAUUAUAAAUAACUUCUGUAAUUAAAAAUAUAAAUAAUUUUAACCGUCGGUUGUAAGUGUUUACCAUCUCUUUAAUUAAUUAUUUCAACUAUUUGAAAUGUUAUUACCAACUCGUCUUUAAUAGUGAUUUAAAUUUUAAAUUGUACUUGACUGGGUUCUAGCAAUUUUCGUGAACAAAUGUGUAAUGUGUAUGUAUAUAUGUAUGUGUAUGUCCUUCGAUUGUGUACUAUUAAUCAAAGCACUUGUGUUGAGUUAUUUACCUUAAGUAUUUUUAGUUUUAUUUUAGGUACCUAUGCAAUAUAUUUUUUAAGUUUAGCAUGGUAAAAUGUUUUUUUUUAUUUAUGAUAAUAUUGAUGUUAUUUUACAAUUUUGUUUUUAUAAAUUGUGGAUAUAAUUAUAUAAACCUAAGUAAUAUAUAUCCAAUGCGUCUAAAUUGGAAAUAAAAUUGUAUUGUAAUUUUCAAUAUCUUGCUAUUAGAUGUACGUACAAAUAAUGUAAAUAAUCUAUAAUUUUUCGAACUUUCCUUAAAAAUACUAAAAUAUAAAAUUAAAAUGUUUUCUGUAUUUAAUUUAUAUUUAUGUUGAAUUACGAAACAUAUUUCUUACCUAUUUAAAACCAGAAUUUACAAAAUAAGAAUAUUAUUUUUGUAGUCAUAGUUUUAAAAAUAUAUGUUUACCAUAAUUAUUUAUUUGAGUAAAUACACUUAGUAAAAACAUUUUAAUUUUAUAAUAAAAAAAUAUAUUUUAGGUAAAUUUUCGAAAAAUUUUAAAAUAAUGUUAUGAGUUAAUGUUUUUAGUAACAUAUUCAUUGUUUGUUAUCGUUUUAUAAUUCAUUUUAUUUAUAGUAUUCAUCUAUUAACUUAGAGGAUAUUAUUUUUCUUAAAAUGCAAUUUAGAAUUUAUUUAAAUUUGGUUCUUUUGCAGUAAAAAAAUGUUUAAAUUAUAAGAAUGUCAAAAUAUUUUAUAAUAUAAACAAUUAUACUAUAUUAUUUUUUAAAAAUAAUAAUGGUUUUUGUUUUUCCAUUUUAUUAAAUUAACUACUUACUUAAGUAAUUGUUAAAAUUGAUGAAAACACAAACAUUUAAUUUAUUACCAUGUACUCAUGUUUUAUACUGUAGAACAUUUAAGUAUAAUUUAAAAAAAGUGGGUAAGUGAAUGUCGCUCUGCUGUAUAGUAGGUUACAAGUGAGUCACUGUAAUGAAUGGUGUAAAUUUAAAUUCAAUAAUAUAAUAACAUUGUAUAAUAAAAACAAUUCUGAGCGAUGACAGUUUGUCAGUCAAGACGGUAUAUUUUAUAUUGUUAUUAUCUUAAUUUAUUAUAGUCUGUAUAUUGAUAACUGUUAUGAAUUACAACAAAAUAACUAAA
This is a messenger RNA of Metopolophium dirhodum (rose-grain aphid), 4276 nucleotides long. RefSeq names its product zinc finger protein 84-like. The coding region runs from base 299 to 2686 and encodes 795 amino acids. NCBI's taxonomy places the organism in Eukaryota, Metazoa, Arthropoda, Insecta, Hemiptera, Aphididae. The record is from RefSeq and is a predicted model, not a curated record. The transcript has 5 exons. Gene Ontology annotation, biological process: regulation of transcription by RNA polymerase II. Gene Ontology annotation, molecular function: DNA-binding transcription factor activity; RNA polymerase II cis-regulatory region sequence-specific DNA binding.